AGAGGAUGCUGGACACACACGUGGGUUAUUCGCUGUAUACGGGCUCAUCCUUUCCGAAAGGAUGACCACGGACAGUUUUGACUCUCUAGAGGGCUCGCAAACGACUGUUUCAGAAAUGCUGUGCUCUAACGUCUCCACGACAGCGCGCGAAGACUGUGUCACCAAGAAUUCCAGUAACAGAUCAGUAUCAGUUGGUUUCCCUAUAACCAUGAUGAUCACUGGCAUGGUGGGCAACUCAUUAGCUCUCAUUCUGGUGUACAUCUCUUACAGAAAGAAGGAAAAUAAACGGAAAAGGUCGUUCUUGCUUUGCAUUGGAUCGCUGGCGUUGACUGACCUGUUUGGACAGCUUUUGACGAGUCCAAUAGUGAUAUCAGUUUACAGAGCUGAUCUAAACUGGGAGCGCAUCGACUCAUCGGGCAAACUGUGCGGUUUCUUCGGUGUGUGUAUGACAACUUUUGGCCUGUGCGCACUCUUCUUGGCCAGUGCCAUGGCGAUUGAAAGGGCCACGGCGAUAACAAAUCCACACUGGUACUCCAAUAACAUGAGGACAAGUGUGACAAAGCAGAUUCUGGCCGUCACAUGGUUUCUCGUGUUGCUCUUUUCCCUGCUGCCCAUUGCAGGGGUUGGGAAAUACACGCGGCAGUGGCCGGGCACCUGGUGCUUUAUCAGCACGGGGGACAGAGAAGUCGCGGGCAAUAUGUUUUUCGCCAUUACUUUCGCUUUACUUGGGAUUUUCUCUCUGCUCGUGACACUUUCCUGCAAUGUGGUGACGAUCCGGGGCUUAAUUAUCCGGUGCAAAACAAAGUCAGGCACGUCUCAGUCUUCAAAACACUGGGAACGACUCACCACGGAGACCGUCAUUCAACUUUUAGGGAUUAUGUGCGUCCUGCUUGUAUGCUGGUCUCCUCUGCUGGUGCUGAUGCUGAGAAUGGUCUCCACCCAGGUAUCCUCCCAUGAGUGCAAUUCAACAGCAGUGAUGUCCAAUCACACCUCCAGCCAGGAUGUCCAUUUAGACUGUAACUUCUUUCUGACCGUGAUCCGCCUGGCCUCCCUCAACCAGAUCCUGGACCCGUGGGUCUAUCUGCUCUUCAGGGAGAUCCUCUUCCGCAAGUUCUGCAUUGUCGCUUAUGCCGUGUCCAACUGCUCCAGAGAGGAUUGCAAGGAGACCCAAGUGGCACUGGAUGCUCUUAACAAGCAGAGCCGAGACAGCAACAACCUUCAUAAACCACAAAGUAGCUAAGUCGACUUUUGGCAGGAGCUGCUAUCUGGUGACUUAAAGCCAGUACAGAUUGGAUGGAUGUGAAAAUGGAUGCAGUAUUGCCUUGGAUGUGUUAUGGAAAAACAAAAGAAUGGAACCCUCUACACUGAAGGAUAUUGUGCACUGGGGGACAAGAGUAGUCUCUGCAGCAGUGUUAAUGAGAACCAGGCAUUUCUGCUGUGGGUUCAUUUGUUUUGCUUAAAACACAUUCCAUUCAAAGUCACCUAACCAGCAUGUGGAUGCAUGACCGUGUCACUUCUUGCAUUUGGCUACAGCAUGGCUCCCAGGAACUCUCUCACUGCUAGUUUUCCGUCUUGAUAAUAACAUCUUCCAGGCCCAAGCAUUGAAUAUGGGCGACUCUAAAAUGACUUAUAUGGAAGUGGUGCAUCUCGUGCGCUUUUUUUUUAGUUUCUGAUCUGCGUCAUUUCUUUAAACAACUUGAAGCCAUAAGACAAUUAAAGGACAAAUAGUUUUUGUGAAUGUCUGUAAAUUUAAAAAUUGCAAAUGUAAAUAGCUUACACUACGUUGUAAAUAGCUUUGGCAUAUCUUACAUGAAAUAUAACAACUUUGUUUAAAAAGGAUCACUGGUCAUUCAGAAGAAAAAUGCAAAUCCUAAACUGGAGCCAUCUGUUGAUUGUAAGAGUAUUUAUUAGUAUAUUGUAGUAAUAUGAAAUUAAUUGUUUCUUAGCUGAAUGCUGAUGAUGGUGCCUGUUAGCUAUCAGUUGCUUUAAACCUUAUAAAACACUGUAUGUGGUGUUCCUCGGCUAGCAGCCAGGACUACGAAAUGUGAAGCUUUUAGUUUGUAGCCACCUUCUAUCCUGACUAUGAAUGCACUGGUAUGAAUGUGUGUGAGGGACAGAAUUGUAGAUUUGUUAAGUUUUAACAUUUUGAGACUGCACAUGACAGGCUGGUACUGUAGUUACAGGGCUGUAGCUGAGUGUCAUAGAGCAAUCCCUGCCGAUUUCAUUGGAUUAAAAGCAUUUGUGCUUUGUUAAGUACACAAUGUGUACUGGCAAGGGGACCUAAUUUCACCAGCCAAAUCUUUUUGGAGAAAAAAAAAGAUAAUUGGUGCAGUCUUAUGACCAGUAUUAUUAAUAUAAGUAGAGAGAAGAGUGCUCUUUGGAUUUGAGGUUGAUUAGCAGAACAAUAAUGGAACACUGAAGAUCAUGUCCAGACUGUCCAAAACACAGACAACCUACAUUUUGUUUCGAACGUUUGAAGCUGCUUGUGCAACUGCUAAACACAAUCUGCUGUGGUAUCAAAACCUUACGUCAAGCAUUCAACAGUGUAAGGUGGUCACAUUAAUGUACUUCUGCCAGUACACGGGGUUGUAGCUGCAGGUACAGUGUGUUUUAAACUAGCCAUAUUAAUUCAUUUCAUGCUUUUAAUUUGAUGGGUGGCACCCCUGAACAUUUUGAGCGUGUCCUUCGGUAAUCCAUAAUUUUUCUUCUUGCCUGCUAAACUGUUUACUUGUAGCCCUGAUACUACCUCUAAAUAAAGGUACAUGUAAAUGUCCUUUACUGCAAUUUCCCAGAGGUCUCAGAUGAAAUUGAGGCACUUUUUAAUGAGGUGUUUUGCUUCCAUCUGACCAAAUGUAAUUGACGAAGAAUGCUUUUAGAAAGAAAUGGCAAUCCAUUCCUUUUACAGUGGUGUAAACAUGGUCUUUUUUUGGCUACUUUGUCUUGUAUAACACCAUCUCAUUGCUGUAUAUACUGUAAAUGUAUUUGUUAAGGUUGGUGAAAGACACCUCAAGGAUGGACACGUUUGCUGUCAUGGUAACCUUCAGGCUAUGGGACAAUCUCUCUCUCAUCAGCACCAACCAAGAACUCUGCCUUCUCAGCACAGCAGCCAACAAGAUUAGACUAAUGUACUGUACACUCUGCCCUGCCUGGUCUUGCCUUUGCCUGUCGAAUGUGAGAAUACACACAAGCACAUUGAUAAUUUCCCCAUCGGAAAUUGUUAUCUGCAAAAGCCAUGCGAAAGAUGAGCAUUUUCUGUUUCCAUGUAUCUGUUUAUCCGCCAACAGAGAGUGGAGUUUAUCUUGUAUUGAUUGUGAAGCCACUCUGCCUUAGUAGCCCACUCAAAGGAUUAACCUUGGUUGGUGAGUGAAAACAAAAAAAAAAUAGAGGGAAACAAAACAAGUGUGUUGCACAGAAACAAAUUAUUUAGUAUUAUUCGUGAUUCUUCUUGAGUUCAUUGCCAGCUAUGAAUGGGCGUCGACAAUUACCUGUGGUAUAUCGCUUGUUAACAUUUGAAAAAUGUAUUUUCAGCAAGGGAUAAGUUUUCAUUAAGGUCUAAGUGCUAUCACACUGACAUGAGCAGUGUUCCUUUUAAUGAGUGCUCCACUAACUGAGCUUGUGUCGCUGCAUUAGCAGUAUUUAUUCUAGGCAUUUGUUCAUGUUGUGCAGCAGUUAAUACAGGCUUCGGCGGUAACAUCUGGGGUUCAGUUAAUGCAUUUAAAACAAUGACUACAUUUAUCCGCAAGUUGCUGCGGGAUAUGUUGGGUUUGCGACUGACCCGGCCAUCUUCCACUGGAAUCUGCAUCAUGUAAUUAUCUCAGCUCUCUGUCCAGGAGACUCUUGAGCUUCCUGCUCUUCAGUAGAGGAAAAAUAAUUACACAAAAGAACAUCGCCUUUAAAGUAGUUGGCCCUAUAGGAGGUAGUGAAUUUUCCAGGGUGUUACAUACUGACCAAGCCCCACAGUGGAAAGGAAAAUGGAAGAAUAAUACUUUAAUUUUUUAAAUAGAAAACAUGACACAUUUCAACCCUCCUUAAUGGACCCAGUAAAAACAUACACAAUGUUUACAGACAGUGUUUUCUGUGAUUCUGCAGUACAGGUUACUCUUAUAUGAUAUGAAUGUUCAUUACAACUUGGGGUGUUACACAGUUAUAUUAUGAAAAUAUCCGCAAACUCCAGUUUAGUGAUCCACAAGGUGUAAACUUCAAAGGCGAUGAUAAUUAAUGUGUGGCCUCAUUAAGAAGUGUUUCAGAGCUAAGUUUGCUUUUUGCUACUAAAAUGCAUAUUAAUGUCCAAGUUACGUAUGAACCCCUUUAAGAAAAGACACAACAAAGGUCAUUCAAGCUUUAAUUGGAAGGACUGUCAUGUCUGGCUGCUCACAUGCUUAAAUGGUGUUGACCUCUAUAAAGAACAGGCCAUUUCAGUAGGCGAUUACACACCAGUCGUGCACCGGCACAGACGGGAGGGUAGAAUUACAUAAUGAUUUGAAAAAGGCUUUAUGAGGAGGCUCGGAGAAUUUGAUGUUGCAUGCUGGCUCCAUCUCACUCACUCAUGUCACUAUUGCAUGGAAGCUGUUUACUGAAUGUCUCAUGAGCUGAGGAGUCACUUGGUAACUUGACAUUUCAAGACAAGAUGAGAUGAGAUUGUUCCUGAUAAAAAUGUUUGAUCAUUUGAUAUUUUGCACUUGUGCUCACUUUUUAAAUGUGUAUUUUCCAAAUACUGAAAAAAUGGCAUAUUUAAAUGUGUUUCCCUCCUACCUGUUGAGUAUAUUCUGUCAACUUCCUCUGAACUCCUACAGUCUGAUGUUUUAGUAUUCUUGUGAUAAUUGAAUUUCUGACCCAUUUAAAAAAAAAAAUUGUGCCAUAAUAAUCAUUAGGACCAUCUCUGUAACAUAUAUAACACCAACAUUGUACUCUAUCAUCCUAAAGUGGGGGUAGAAGAACAAAAAAGCAUUUAAUCUUUCACAUUUCAAAGCAAUGAGCAGGUGUCCUUUCUUGAAAGAACUGGAUAACUGGAUGAGAUCUUUUCGGUUUCUUGUCUCUGUGGUAUCAAGAAAGCACAGACUGGCCCAGCGGCUUCACAUGUUCUGCCAGUUUGUAGCUGCCACCAAGCAGAGUUUGCUUGUACAACUUCCAUAUUGUAAGACUGUUGUCAUAAGCUUUGUUUCAAAAGCCAUUUCCAGAUGAACAUACAGUAAAGGGACAAACAAGUCAGACAUUAAGUGUAAUCAUGUAAAGAGGGGAGAACCAACCUGGCAGGUCCAACAAGCAAAGUGUUUUUCAAAUCUAUAGAAAGAGCAUUUGAUAGUGUCAGAUGUGCAUACAGUACAGUACAAUGGAAACAGGUUUGGCCCACCAGCCAAGUCUCCACUACGGAAUGUAAGUAAAUACUGGAUGUCUAUCAGAUGUCCAUCUUCUUAUCUUUUGUUCACGUUUUACCUCUGCUUUUGAAUGUUAAACAAGAACUCCGGCACCCUGACUCAAGCUUCUCCAAACUCAGACUCUGAGACACGAUUCUCAGAUGAGGGCUAUCUCUGUGCUCUCACACAGUCCCUGUUCCUUUGUCCGCGGUAUUCUUCCGUGUUAAGGUGAGGAAUGCUGUAAACCUUUUGUAUUUUUUCCAUCAGAUAUUUUGGUAUAUCUGUCAUAGAUAGGAUUCAUAACAUGUUGCUGUGAUGAAAAAAAAAAUCUUUCUACUUUUCAAAGUGUCCUUUUGGUAUUUUACAUCUUUGUCGCUACUUGACUUGUAUCAGUUCAACAUGCAAUGCACUUUUGAUUCAUUUUGUUGCAGUGUUCUUGGCUUAUAUGAUGGUGUAACGUUGUUAUUUUAUUAAAGGACAUGAUCAUAUGUCUUCAAUAUGCAUUGGGCUUUUGUGACUGCCGAAGCAUGUUUUGUUAUUAAAUAUUUAUACAUCUUAACCGUCAUACUAAUUAAUUAAUCCGAACUGAGCAAUAUAUUCAAAAACUGAGUAAUGGAUGCCCAGUGGUCUAAAAACCACUAAGUCCCCAGUUUGCUGAGUAUGGCAAGGGACAUUGCAUGUUUCAAAAUUCUCCUAUGUGUAAAAAAAUCCUCAAAACUGAAAAAGAGUCAGAAACAUUCCUAAAAAAAAAAAAGAAAAAGUAUAAAGCUGAGUGCGGCGUUCUAGAUGUUACUGUAAAUCCUGGUGGUCUUCUUUUCUGGACUGAAAUUUCUACACAUAUGUUACUGAUAAUCUAACUGAGAAUGAUGUGGUUGUUGUCCACUGGUGAAUGGUUUGAACACUGUGAAUGUUGUUAAAUGCUGCUGGCCAUUGCAAAGCAUGUGUACGCUCCUACUGUUUGCUGACCUUAUGCAAUGUCUUUCCCAUU
Messenger RNA from Xiphias gladius (swordfish), 6342 nucleotides. RefSeq names its product prostaglandin E receptor 3 (subtype EP3) (gene ptger3). Lineage: Eukaryota; Metazoa; Chordata; Actinopteri; Istiophoriformes; Xiphiidae. The record is from RefSeq and is a predicted model, not a curated record. Gene Ontology annotation, cellular component: plasma membrane. The transcript has 2 exons. The coding region runs from base 62 to 1240 and encodes 392 amino acids. Gene Ontology annotation, biological process: adenylate cyclase-activating G protein-coupled receptor signaling pathway; negative regulation of gastric acid secretion; inflammatory response. Gene Ontology annotation, molecular function: prostaglandin E receptor activity.